Gasterosteus aculeatus aculeatus (three-spined stickleback) is the source of this 3489-nucleotide messenger RNA. Its product is annotated as gap junction alpha-8 protein. NCBI's taxonomy places the organism in Eukaryota, Metazoa, Chordata, Actinopteri, Perciformes, Gasterosteidae. Gene Ontology annotation, molecular function: gap junction channel activity. The record is from RefSeq and is a predicted model, not a curated record. Gene Ontology annotation, biological process: gap junction-mediated intercellular transport; cell-cell signaling. Gene Ontology annotation, cellular component: connexin complex.
CCCCCUCUGUGUCUCUUCCUACCCCACCCUUCAUUCCGCAGUGCUACGGACCGAUCAUGGGUGACUGGAGCUUUCUGGGUAAUAUUUUAGAGGAAGUUAACGAGCACUCUACGGUGAUCGGCCGGGUGUGGCUCACGGUGCUCUUCAUCUUCCGUAUCCUCAUCCUGGGCACGGCGGCGGAGUUUGUGUGGGGCGAUGAGCAGUCUGACUAUGUCUGCAACACGCAGCAACCGGGAUGUGAAAACGUGUGCUACGACGAGGCCUUCCCCAUCUCCCACAUCCGCCUGUGGGUGCUGCAGAUCAUCUUCGUGUCCACGCCGUCUCUGGUGUACGUGGGUCACGCCGUGCACCAUGUGCACAUGGAGGAGAAGCGCAAGGAGCGCGAGGAGGCGGAACUCAGCCGGCAGCAGGAGCUGAGCGAGGAGCGUCUCCCCCUGGCACCCGACCAGGGCAGCGUCCGCACCACCAAGGAGACCAGCACCAAGGGCAGCAAGAAGUUCAGGCUGGAGGGCACCCUGCUGAGGACCUACAUUUGCCACAUCAUCUUCAAAACACUGUUUGAGGUGGGCUUCGUGGUGGGACAGUACUUCCUGUACGGCUUCCGCAUCCUGCCGCUGUAUAAAUGCAGCCGCUGGCCCUGCCCCAACACGGUGGACUGUUUUGUGUCCCGGCCCACGGAGAAGACCGUCUUCAUCAUCUUCAUGUUGGCCGUUGCCUGCGUCUCGCUCUUCCUCAACUUUGUGGAGAUCAGUCACCUGGGCCUGAAGAAGAUCCGCUUCGUUUUCCGCAAGCCGGCCCCGGCCCCGGCUCAAGGGGAGGGCACGGCCCCCCUGCCGCCACCAGGAAAGAACUUGCCCCCUCUGGCUAUGCCAGCCCUUCAAAGAGCGAAGGGUUACAGGCUGCUGGAGGAGGAGAAAGCUCCCAUGACUCAGCUCUACCCGCUCACCGAGGUGGGCAUGGAGGCUGGCAGAGGGCCCCCACCCUUCCUGGGGCUGGAGGAGAAAGCGGAGGAGGUGCUGCCAAUGGGGGGCAUCUCUAAGGCGUACGACGAGACUCUGCCCUCCUACGCCCAGACCACCGAGACGGCGGGGGUGACGCUACGCCAGGAGGCCGAGGAGGUGCAGCCGGCAGAGGCAGAAGCAGAGAGAGUGGAGAAGGGUGCGGAUGAGGAUCUGGAGGUAGAGGAAGCGGGGAACGGGGAGGGGGUAAAUCCAGAGGAGACAAGGAUGGAGGUCACGGAUACGAUAGAAGACACCAGACCGCUGAGCCGACUGAGCAAAGCCAGCAGCAGGGCCAGGUCAGACGAUCUUAACGUAUGAACAUGUGAGACAGAGAGAGAGAGAGAGAGCACAUGUACACCUGCACACACCAAAUGUUCAACUAAAGAGAGAGCACGCACACAUCUAACUCAAGACGACGCACACUCUUGAACAGGCAGGUUGACAACCAACGCAUGAAAAAACAAAAUCAACAGGGAUAGAUUUAAACCUUCAGAACACAGGCUACAAUUCUAAUUGAGGCAAAAAUCUGCGUGUUUGUGAUCAGAUGAAACAUAAAGUAGAGGUUAAAGACGGGAGGAGUAGGUUUUUUAUUAAGUGUGUUCUUAUAUUUAAAAAAUGUGGAAAGGACACAUGCAGGGGGGAAAUGUUUUUACUUGAUGAAAAUCCAUGUUCAAUUUUUAGAAACAUCUUUUUCUAUUGAAAGAGUUUUACUCAUAUACAGUGGAGAUUUAGAAAUUUUUACAUGGGGCUUGAGUAGAUAGGGGAAAGAGUUGUACUCGUGUGUCUUCAAAACAGUAUUUUCGCUGGCGGUGACUUUCAUUCCCACACAAACAGCGACAUACUGCAAAUGCAGCAUGCGGCUGCAAAAGGCACGGGUGAGACUGCCCCCAAAUACACAAAUCACAGUCACAGCUGGUACAUUCAGAGGUAAACAGCGCAUUGAGAAGAGGAAGAAAAUUUUCAUUUUCAGGUUGAGGAGAGCGUACCAUUUGUUUUUGCACAAUCGGCGGUUUAGACUGUGUGCAAGGCCUUCGACCCUCGUAAAACCUCAUCUAUGCACCACUUACAUGGGAUUAUUUCAAGUGAAGAGAGAUGUGCUUACAUUUCACAGCAUCUCUCCUUUUCAUGUUUAUAUACUUGGCAGCACGGCCAAGAACUGAGUUAGUGAGGAAAACCCCCCAAAAAGACCACAUGUUGAAUGUCUUUUUCAAUGUGAUGUGUACAUUCCUUUAUUUUAGACGCGUGUUUUGUAGCCUUUAUGUAGAACUGUGUACUUUGGCAGCGAGCAGGGCUCAUUUUGACCUAUCAGAGAAUGAACCAUAGUAGCGACCUCAGGCCAAAUCCUCUCUUUUCGUGCUGUACAAACAGGCGUCCGGGCGAUAAAGAUCGUGCACCAUCAGCACAAAGCAUUGUUGGAGGCCAGACAAUAAAAGAAACCGUGCUCAUCGAUGAAAACAAGCAUCCUUGACCUGGCUGUGAAAAAAUGGUUCUACUUAAUUUCACGUGAUCACAGCAUGUCGUUACCUCGCGAGAAAAUAACAAUACUCACUGCAUGCUUUCAAAUGCAAAGAGAAACAAACAACUAGGGGUGACUCCCGCUGUACAUAACGCCCCAUCUCGUGUCUGAUAAUGUGCACAAUGUGCAGAGCGGCUGGUUUCAGUUAUUUCACUGUCUGGAGGAAUCACACAGGCUAUAAUUGUGAUUACAGAAUUUAGUUAAUCUCAAAAAACACAGCGGAAUCAUGCAUUAAUCGGAGUAAAGAUACAUUUCUUUGUGAACAAUGAGCAAGAAUUUCAAUACAAAACUUGUCAAGCCUUAAAGCCUUAAAGUAUGCCUUGGGUUUCUCACAAAUCUUCCUCUCACAUUCUCCGGCUUUGUUUAUUGGAACAGCUGCCACUGUGGGAUUUCCUGUGCCUUAUUUGUGAUUGUAAAUCCUCAACAGUCGGAAGAUUGUAACACGUGCUUAUUUUGCUCUGGUACCUAUGUGAACUUGAUUUAUUUUAUAUCUUUUUUUUUGAGUUUCCUUUUGUAUGCGUCGCCUCAGUACCACUUACUAAUCCCCAAAAUCCGCUACAGACAUGAAAACUGUCUCCAUUAUGCAGCGCUGCUGGUUAUACAACAAGAUUUUAAAGUAAACAGCUGAUAAUUGAAUGAUAUUCAGGCGAUAUUAGGGCAUUAAGGUUUAUGUUUGCGGCAAUGAACAAUGUGACACAGCGCAGACUCACGCUGUGAGACACAUUUUAGCAUUUGACCUUCUCACAGUUUAAGGGCGACGCUGGUUCUUGUGUGCAUUGAUACGACCGUUAAUGUACGUUUUUCAUAUUUUAAGACUGUUGCAUUGACUGUAUGUUUGUAAGAAGACAUGAUUAAUUUUUGGAAAGAACAAAAAGAACAACAUUUUUACUAACUUGUAGUCUUCUUUGCUGAUAGAUGUGUGGCAAUAUCUUCUUAUGGAAUGUGAACCAAAGCAAUAAAAAGUCACACGUG